Molecule: messenger RNA, 2838 nt
Organism: Volvox carteri f. nagariensis
Lineage: Eukaryota; Viridiplantae; Chlorophyta; Chlorophyceae; Chlamydomonadales; Volvocaceae
Exons: 8
Coding region: 1-2838 (945 amino acids)
Cellular component (GO): centrosome; spindle pole
Source: RefSeq, a predicted model, not a curated record
AUGGCGGACGUUGGCCUAACCGCCCAAGAGCUGGUGCAAGCCUGUAACAAAGUCAUAGUUUAUGCUGGAUUGAUUACACGUGUGGCGAACGUUGAGGAAGUGAGGGUUGUCUGCAGUAGCAGCUCGUUGUUGGUUGCAGCGCUUGAGGGCUUCCUGGGAAGGCGCUUGGAGAACGUGCUGAGGACGCCAGAGACACCGGAUGAGAGAGCAUACAACCUAGGCAUAGUUGUGAACGUGUUGUCUCAACUCCUUAGCUGUGAUCUCUCUCACAUCUCGGGUGAACGCAUCGUCGAGGGCUCUAUCGAGGACAUUGCCAACAUGCUAGAACUUCUCGCUGUGGUCUGUCACGGCAAGCCACUGCAAGGCCCGGCCCCAGCCACAAAUUCGCCCUCGCAACGGGACACAGACCGGCAAACCCCAAGCCAACGCUCGCCCACAUCCUCGCCACGUUCGCCGGACGAUACCGGGAUACCGACCCGAGAGAGGCCGGUGAGGACGAACAACCUUGGGACUGGUCCGGCGGACGGCUCACCGCCCGUACACACCGCCAGCAGCAGUGACAACAACGUACAGUCUAGUGAUUACGAGACCGAUAGCAGCGCCGGACGGCAGAAUCCGCGAGCAUACACGCAAAAGCAGGACUUGGGUCUUAGCAGCGACGAAGAAGCACGCUACGCAUCCCUGCAGCAGCAACAACAGCAGCCCCAGUCAGAUCGACAGGAACCGCAGCGGGGUCAAAUCGACAACGAGGCGAGGAUGCAUCCAAAUGUAUACCCUCAACCACGUGGAGAGCUACACCCAAAAGAAGGCGAUCGCGAGCUCAGGCAGGAGAGUCUGGAGCAACCCAGCGACGCCGGAGACUCUCUCCCUCAGGGCGCAGUGCGUGUUCGACCGAAGGGCCCCGGCCGACGCCAGCGUGUCUCAAUGCGAAGAACUGUAAUCGCCGGGCACGUACCCCUCAGCCCCAUUAUGGAGGUGUCCAGAGAGGGCUGGGAAAACAGUCGGGUAUCAAAGGAGACGCCGCGUGGCCAGGCUUCAGUGGCGGCUGUGGCGAGGUCCUCUAGCAGCAGCUUACGUGCAGCUACAGGCCCGCCGCCGUCGCACAUUGCUGGCGCUGGUGUCAAGCAGAGCGCGAGCAAUACCAGCAGUGUCAUCAGCGUGCCGUCCGUCGCGCAGGACGUCUCACGACGUAGCAGCAGCGGUCCGCGCAGCAGGAGCGAUACGCGCAGCAAUAGCAGCCCUUGCCAAAACCCCGUGCAACAGAGGCAGCAGCACCAGCAGUUGCCCUUCAGCCCUUCCGCUGCAACCGCGGCCACCUUGUCGCCGCCUCUGGCUCCCUCUUCUCACAGCGAAGGCACAUCAACGCUGCUGGAGCGCGCGCUAUCUCAGGCGGAGGCGACGCUCCGCAGCCUGGGACGUGAGUACGAGAACUUCUACUACAACGACGAUGAAGACGACCUCGCUGACGUGGUCCGGUCAAUGCGGCGGCGGCGACGGGCACCCAAGGAACAGCUGCAGCGACAGCCCUGUGCCGCCGACCAAGGCCUAGGCGGCAACGCUGGCCGACGCGGCGCACCGCCUUCCUACGAGCCUGCGCUCCGUGCCCUGCGUGCAGAGGGCCAGUCAGCUCGGAUGCGACAGCACCAAGCCUUCCUGAGCCGGGCUAGGCAGGUGCUGGGGGAGGGGACCAGCACGACCACCGCAACCAUUAGCACGGGUCUGCCUCCAACCAGCGCGUCGGCUUCCGGAUCGGCAUUGGGCUUACGGUCAUCCUCGCGCGCGUCCAAGCCGUCCCCUAUCCGGUCCACAGCGCGUAGAUCGGCGGCAGCUGCGCCUACAGGCAGGGCAGCUGCGCGGGAGGACACGAAAAUGGACAGGGACAGCAGGGGUACCAGCAUUCGAGGAUUGAGGGCAGGAAGCGGCAGGGGCCACGAGGCCCUGGUACGGGUCCUGCGUGCGGGCGCGGCCCCGGAGGCUGGUGAGCCGGAUAUAGGGCGGAAGCUGAUGCAGCGUGUGCUGCCCGAGCCGUAUGGUCAAGGAGGUCAAUAUGGCGAGGUGGAGCAUUUCGACAAGGAGUCGCUGGAACUCAAUCCCCGUCGCCGGCCGGGCUUGCAGCUAAAACCUGACCUCGAGGCAAAGCUAAGACACCUGUAUAGGCUUACGGUUGAGGAUCCCAAGCACCGUGCGGCGCGUGUGGCCGUGGAGUCCGUGACGGUGGCUAAUGACCUGCUGCGCCAGGCAAAGCGGCGGGCACUGGUGGAUCGCCUCAGCAAUGCACGGGCGCGACGGGAUGCGUCGCUGCGCCUGACAACGGACCGCUUGCGCGAGCAGAGCCGGGAGUACAAGAAGCGGGCGGAGCAGCUGCGGCUACAGCGGCUGGCAGCGGAAUGGAAUGCCACUCAGCGCAGCGCACAGAUGCGGCGGGCGCUGCAGGCAGAGCUGACGCUGCGGGACGCGUUCCUAGAGGUGUUGCGGAACGAGAAAGAGACCCUGCUUGCGGAGCGGCAGGAGGCCAAGGCGGAUGCGACGGCGGCGUUCCCUAUCUACAAGAGGGCUCUCCGUAACACCGAGUGCACCUACCAGGAGAUGUUGUCGCUACUUGAGAAGAUACUUGCUUCGGAGCGUCAGCAGCGCAUCCGCGCGGACCGGGAGGCUGAGCAGGCGCAGCAAGAUUUCAACAAACUCGCCUCGACCGUGGUGCAUGACCGGAUGCAGGAGCUGCUGGCCCGCAUUGCGCGCGAGGACGAGGCCGCUGUGCAGCGCCACAGUUUCGCGACGCACCCCAAGGCCAAGCGCGCGCUGACAACCCAGAUCCGGCGCCUGUUGGGGCUUUCGUGA